AGAUUCUUCUUCCUUUGUUUCUAUGCCAGGAUUUAUCUUUGCUCAGCUUCUCAAUUUUGAGAGGAGCUGCCAGGAAAUCCAACUAAACGAUCCUGGGGCGACGAGUGGUGUGUACGAAAUCUAUCCUGUGCCGAACGCUGAUCCUAUUGAGGUUUACUGUGAAAUAAACAUUGCUGGUGGUCGCUUCAGUUUCCUUCCGCAAAGCAUAACUUUGAGAUCAGAUGCACAACAGAUUGUCAAAUCCCUCUUCAAAGACAAAAGAAAUGUUCUGCUAAAGUUGAAGAACAGAGUAAAUGACAGUGAGUCGUACACUUGGAUUCAGCCCCAUCCAAAUUACACCAACAUUGAUUUCGGGCUUUUGGUCAACAACUACUCUGGUUACACUCAACCAUUGAACGACUUCAUGAUGGAAUACAUCUUCCUUGGUAUUCUACCUAAAUCAGUUGCGAAUGAACAAACAUAUCAGGGUUUCAAGUCUAAUGGCGACGUAAUCCAGUUUAGAAACUGCGACGAAAAUCCCAACAGCUUGUUUGCGUUUCUGCCAAACCGAAAUCGUGAGAACUCCAGUAAUUAUUUUCUGGGUAACGGAUGUGAAGAUACCGGUAUAGCCGUUGACUGGCGUUCUACAGCAACACCAAUCACAAUUCCACCGCACAAAAUGCCAAGAACGUUCUUCUUCUUAACAGAAGUUCAUUUUGGAGGUUGUGGCUGUUACACCUCUAGCGACCGCUGGAGUAAAUAUGGCUUUAACGCUACAGCCAUUGGAAUUCGUUGA
This is a messenger RNA of Pocillopora verrucosa, 775 nucleotides long. The record is from RefSeq and is a predicted model, not a curated record. NCBI's taxonomy places the organism in Eukaryota, Metazoa, Cnidaria, Anthozoa, Scleractinia, Pocilloporidae.